UCUGACAUUUCGCAGUCUGGCAACCCUUUCAACAGCUGAUGGCCCUCUGGUGCCGCGCGCGCUCCCUCAACGUUGUGAUGCAAUUUUGUUGUUUUCGGCCUAAAAGUGAAAGUUUUGACUGACCAACAACAAGGAAAUCCUCUGUAGACGAACCCCUGACAUUUCCAUGGCACAACCAUUGAGCCAAGGCAACAAAUUCAAGCAAAACAAGGGGUAAACACACAAACUCCAAAGGGCAGGCCAGCCGAUGAGCAAAGCAACAGCCGAGUGGCCAAUGUGCGGUCCAAUUGGUGUUGGCCGGGUAUCAUCGGGGGCCACUAGCUGGGCCUAACCUCAAAGCACGCACACAAUUCGAGAGUCGAGCCGAGCCAGGGAGAGUCAUCCGCACAAAAAAACCAGUCGAAAUCCCUUUUCGCAUUGCAACCAAAUUGAAAGUGUUCAAAAUUGAAAAGUCAUGCAUCGCAACGUACCGGCAACAUGGACCGGCAGCCUGCUGCCCUUCCGUGUCUCCACCACAACAAAGGUCGUCAUCUUCUCCCUGACCGCUGGCGUGGCUCUGAUGGGCGUUCUAUCGCGUUUCUUGCGUCGCCGCAAGCCACCACGUCCGCCGCGUCGGGCCAGGAAGUAUACAAAUCGUAGGACGAGGAACAGCAUGCGCAGUCCCAAUGAUCUGCUGUCGAUUGCCGGCUCCAAGGCCUCGGCACGCUCGGGCAGCCCGGUAGGCUCGACAAUCGCCUAUUCGGAUCGCCUGUCCAUGGCGUCGGGCUCCAUUGGCAUUAUGGGUGCGAGUGGCACGAAUGCUGGGCCCACGGCUGUCACCCAGCUGACCGUACAGCAGCUGGGCGUCAUGGGCAUGGAGGCCCUGGACACGGUCAUCAACUUCUGGGAGGAUGCACUGGCCGCACACUAUUCGCCGGGCGGAUUUCCCGCCUCGCUGACCACGGCCGAGGACUCGGAGUUCUGUCGCGAGAUCCAGAACCUUCUGGAGAUGGCCUACACGCUGCAGGAGCAGAGUGAGCUGCUCUUCCUGGACCAGCGAUCGGUGCUGUUUCGCGAGGAACAUUCCAUAGACGAGGCCGAGGAGGAUCGCCUCACUGCCGGCGGUGGCGGUGGCGGUGGCGUCGGCGGCGAUGACGAGGAUCGCAACUCCCGCAAGUCGGGCAGCGUCCUCAGCAGAGCCGGCUCCGAUCCGAAUUUCGAUUCAGCGGAGAGUUUCGCCUCGGCGCUGGACCAGGUGGCCGACCUGCGUGAGUUUGAUGGCUUUAUCGAGACCUCGUACGAGGAGUAUCCGCUGUUCCAGAGCGCCCUGAAGCACCACGAUGAGUACACCGUGCCGUGUCGCACCAUUCGAGCGGAGCUAGUGCACUGCAGCACCGACACCGAGUACCUGGCGAAGCUCCACUGCGUUCGUCUGGCCUUUCAGUUUCUCUUCAAGGACCCGGCCGUGGGCCAGUGGAUCUGCGAUGCGGGCAGGCAGAUCCUCACCGAUCUGCUCUGUCUGGGCGACAAGGACACGAAGGAGUUUCUCGUUGGCUACGAGGACAUGGUGAACUUCCUGAAGGACCCCAAUGCCUGGCCCCUGAUCCAAAUGGAGCUGGAGCAGCGCAACGUCAAGGCAAUGACCUUCUACGACAUCUGCCUGGACUUUAUCAUCCUCGACUCGUUCAAGGACCUGGACACGCCGCCGGCCAGUGUCACGGCUGUCGUCCAAAAUCGUUGGCUCUCCAAUGGCUUCAAGGAGACGGCUCUGACGACGGCCGUGUGGUCGGUGCUGAAGGCGAAGAAGCGGAUGCUGAAGUUCCCCAAUGGAUUCAUGUCCCACUUCUAUGUGAUAUCCGAGCAGAUAUCACCGCUGAUGGCGUGGGGCUUCUUUGGGCCCAACGAGAAUCUGCGCGACAUUUGUCACUACUUCCGCGAGCAGCUGCUGUCCUUCCUGGUGGACAUCUUCAGCUUCCAGAAGAGUCGCUUCACCACCAUCGAGGACUUCUCGCAGGAUGUCCUGCAGCACAUGCAGACGCGCGUCAACAACAUAGGCGUGAAGUUUAGCCAGUAGUUGGCCCCGGUACCCGGAACCUAUUCCUUCCCCACUUUGAUUCUAAAAGCUCCAACAAGUUGACUAAUUUUAAAGCCAUCAAACAUCCACAUACCGAACACCCAGUGCCCCAGCCAUUACCCUAGGGAAAAGUGUCGCCAUCAUCAUUCUCUUUUCGUAUGAUUAAGCAUUUAAGAGUCGCCACAAACACAUGUGUAAAAUAAAACUGUUUACGCCUGCCUCCAAAGC
This is a messenger RNA of Drosophila subobscura, 2281 nucleotides long. RefSeq names its product mitoguardin (gene Miga). The record is from RefSeq and is a predicted model, not a curated record. NCBI's taxonomy places the organism in Eukaryota, Metazoa, Arthropoda, Insecta, Diptera, Drosophilidae. The coding region runs from base 455 to 2053 and encodes 532 amino acids. Gene Ontology annotation, biological process: mitochondrial fusion. The transcript is spliced from 3 exons.